Molecule: messenger RNA, 5763 nt
Organism: Pteropus alecto (black flying fox)
Lineage: Eukaryota; Metazoa; Chordata; Mammalia; Chiroptera; Pteropodidae
Gene: KLHL41
Product: kelch like family member 41
Exons: 5
Coding region: 2407-4119 (570 amino acids)
Molecular function (GO): protein binding
Source: RefSeq, a predicted model, not a curated record
UUAAAUUUGUCAUUUUUGGUGAUAAUUUCUGUAAAAACUAAAAAUUAUAACUAUCUCUGGAAUAUAUUGAUCUUUAUGUAAAGUUUUGGGCACCAUUUUGUAAAUAAUUUUAAUAUAGUUUUGGCAAGAAUACAUUUAUUUGUAAGUAAAUAGUUUUAAAUAGUUUGUAAAUAAAUACUUCAUUUAUUAACUUUCUCCUUGUUUGUAUUCAUUGAAACUUCUUUGAAGUUUUCAAAAAUAGGAUAUUAUUUUCUGAUUUCUUGAUUAGGUAAGAUUUGGUGACUUCUCUGGAAUCAUUGUUUUUUGCCACUUCUUUGGUAUAAAGAAACAUCAUAAGGAACCUUUGUCAAAUCAUUGAAAUUAUCCAAAGGAGCCCACUUUCUCUAGAGGGAAGAGUGUGUAAAAACAUUUAAAAUAAGGUUUAAUUAUAUGUAGGCAACCAUAAACACAUAGUACAACCAAGUGCUAACCUAAGUCUUAAUAAAAACCAAUGAACAAAAGCUAUAAAGUGGUUUAUUUAAAUAGGAAAGGAUUUCUACCUUUUUAAGAGAUAGGGUUGCAACAACCAACCUGUAUUACAGGGGAAAAAAGUUGGAAAAAUUUAUACAGAUCACAAAAUACUAUGGGAAUAUUUAAAUAGUUUUUCAAGCAAAGGAGACUAUAAAAUUGCCAACUAGUAAAGAAUAAUCUCAAAUGUCUGUCAUAUGGUGUUUGCAUCUGACUCAUUAAUCUUUUCAAAUGUUAGGUGUUACGUGUAGAGAGAAAUGAGUCAUUUAUUGUUUAAACAAGGGAGCAGCUGUUAGUUUUUUCUAGUAUGAUAAAACGUAGUGGCAUCUAUAAAUGGAAAAAGUCAAUGAGCUCUUCUUUCAGCUGUUGUUUUAGCAGCUGACAGUACUACUGACUUCACCAUGAUGUAAAAUGAGAGAAAUCUUUACUCAUGGAUAGAGAUCUUGAAGUUUAAAACUACAUAAUUCCCUGAUCUAAGGGCAUUCAUUUAUUCAACAAAUAUUUAUGGAGCACCCACAAGGCCCUGGAGCAAUAGCAUUGAACAAACCAAAUUUUAAAAAUCUGUGUCUUCAUGGAGCUUAUGUUCUUUUAAGCGUGUUUAAGAAUACCAACCUUUGAAAUUACAGUAUUUUUACAGCCCCACUGCGUUCAGAAAAUGUGACUAUAAUUUUGUGAUAAAGCAUUUCAUGAACAAAUACAUGAUCCUAUCUGUAUAUAAACAUCAAUUUUCUUUCAAAUCAUGCCUUCUGCAUUUCAUAAUAUGUUCUAUUAUAAUCGAUUUAAAUUAUGAUCCACUUAUACAUUUUUUUUCUUUUUUAUAUAUAAGACCUGUUUUCCAAAUUAUACAGGUGAUAUGACACUUCGUCCUGAUUUUGCUAUGUUCUAUUGAUAACCUUGUUUUCAUGGGGUUACAUCUGUUCUAUUUUUUAACUUUUUCUUUAAUGAAAGAUCAUCUUCAACACCUAAAAUCACAGAAUAUCUUUAGUGACCAUAUUGUUGCAUAAGGGUUGUUUAUUUCCUCAGCAUUGACUUUAAACUAUUUCUUUUUUGUUUUGGUCUUGAGUCCUUUUAACCUUUUGCCUUUACUUGUUUUGUUAUUAUUUUCCACAUCAAAUACUUUGUAGAGCAAGGCAGAGUGUGAAUAAAUUAAAUAAUUUUAUAAUUUAAUUCAAUACUAGUAUCCAAUAUUAAUUACAGUUUUUCUACUUAAGAAUAAAGAUAUUUAGAAUGUCUUAGAAAAUGAGCAGUUUCUCUGCAUUUAUUUCAUUAAUGAGGGGGUAUUAUUUUUGAGGUUUUCUUUUUUUAAACUAGUACAUAUGUAGAAAUCUUUAAAUUUCCUACUUCUGUAAGAAAAUUAUAUAAAUACUGUUUUAAGUCAAAAAUAAAAAUUUGUAACACUUAUUGGAAAGAGGAUCUCACUUAUGAGUAUUCAAAUGAACUCACCUCAUAUUCUUGACCUUUGCAUCAUUAAUCCAGAUAGCCAAGUAGCUUGCCACUAGACCAUUUUUAGUGGACUGACUCAUUUUUAUGAUUCAGUUUUCUGAUAGUUUAAUAAACAUUUUCUUGUGGUAGCCUUUAUUAGCAUAUCUUCUAAUGCUUUUAAUGUUUUAAAGCUUUCCACUUCAUUUAAAUCUCUUGUUUCUUAGCUGUUUCCUUGGUGAUAAAAAGUUUCAGUUGUUCCUUUCGAUCUUUAACAGCUGCAAGAACAACUCUUCUUUCCAAACUAGCUCUCCUAAAUUCCCGUUGUUAGAGUUGGUAUCUAUAUUUAGCUGGUGGGAUUAAAUUGCAAAGGCUUCAAGCUGGGCAAAGCACACUGAUCUGCCUUUUUACAGCUAGACCUGUGUGCUGUGAGGAGCUAAAGCCUUCAGUGUCCCCUUCCUUACCCAGGUUACUCACAAAAUGGAUUCCCAGCGGGAACUCGCGGAGGAACUGAGGCUUUACCAAUCCACCCUUCUUCAGGAUGGUCUAAAAGAUCUCCUGGAUGAGAAAAAAUUCAUCGAUUGCACCCUAAAAGCAGGUGAUAAAAGUCUUCCUUGCCACAGAUUGAUUUUGUCAGCUUGUAGUCCUUACUUCCGUGAGUAUUUUUUAUCUGAAAUUGAUGAGAUGAAAAAAAAGGAGGUAGUAUUAGAUAAUGUGGAUCCUGCUGUACUGGAUUUAAUCAUCAAGUACCUCUAUUCUGCCACUAUUGACCUCAACGAUGGAAACGUUCAAGAUAUUUUUGCAUUGGCCAGCCGCUUUCAGAUCCCCUCAGUGUUCACUGUUUGUGUUUCUUAUCUUCAGAAAAGACUUGCACCUGGUAACUGUCUAGCCAUCCUAAGAUUAGGACUUCUUCUUGACUGCCCAAGACUUGCCAUCUCUGCCCGUGAAUUUGUGUCUGAUCGCUUUGCACAGAUUUGUAAGGAAGAGGACUUUAUGCAACUAUCUCCACAGGAACUGAUCUCAGUCAUUUCAAAUGACAGCCUAAAUGUAGAAAAGGAAGAAGCAGUAUUUGAGGCAGUGAUGAAAUGGGUGCGAACAGACAAAGAAAACAGGGUUAAAAACCUUAGCGAAGUGUUUGAUUGUAUCCGUUUUCGCCUUAUGAAAGAAAAAUAUUUUAAAGAUUAUGUUGAGAAAGAUGAUAUAAUUAAAAGCAACCCAGAACUCCAGAAAAAAAUCAAAGUUCUCAAAGAUGCCUUUGCAGGCAAACUCCCAGAACCAAGCAAAAAUACAGAAAAGGCUGGGGCUGGUGAGGUGAAUGGAGAUGUUGGUGAUGAAGAUUUGCUUCCUGGUUACCUGAAUGACAUUCCCAGGCAUGGAAUGUUUGUCAAAGACCUCAUCCUCUUGGUUAAUGACACAGCUGCAGUUGCUUAUGAUCCCACAGAAAAUGAAUGCUACCUUACUGCUUUGGCUGAACAGAUUCCCAGAAAUCAUUCCAGCAUUGUAACCCAACAAAAUCAGGUGUAUGUGGUGGGAGGACUAUAUGUGGAUGAAGAAAAUAAGGAUCAACCUCUACAGUCUUACUUCUUCCAGCUUGAUAAUGUAGCAUCCGAGUGGGUUGGACUUCCACCUCUGCCUUCCGCGAGGUGUCUCUUUGGUCUGGGAGAGGUAGAUGACAAAAUCUAUGUAGUUGCAGGCAAAGACCUUCAAACAGAGGCUUCGCUGGACUCAGUAUUAUGCUAUGAUCCUGUGGCUGCAAAAUGGAAUGAAAUUAAAAAACUUCCUAUCAAAGUCUAUGGCCAUAACGUGAUUUCACAUAAGGGGAUGAUAUAUUGUCUAGGAGGAAAGACAGAUGACAAAAAGUGCACAAACAGGGUGUUUAUCUUCAACCCCAAAAAAGGAGACUGGAAAGAUAUGGCUCCGAUGAAAACCCCUCGUUCGAUGUUUGGAGUGGCAAUCCAUAAAGGCAAAAUUGUAAUUGCAGGUGGUGUCACUGAGGAUGGUCUUUCAGCUUCAGUUGAAGCUUUUGACCUCACAACCAAUAAAUGGGAAGUAAUGACUGAAUUUCCCCAAGAAAGAAGUUCCAUCAGUUUGGUCAGUCUGGCUGGAUCCCUAUAUGCCAUUGGUGGUUUUGCCAUGAUUCAACUGGAGUCUAAAGAGUUUGCACCCACUGAAGUCAAUGACAUAUGGAAGUAAGUUUUCUUCACUCCAAUUUUCGGAACCAAAGAUAAAAUCAGUUGAUAAUUGAUAAAAUAAACACUUUUGAAGUAAACAGUAAGCUAGACUUUCCCAACAUAUAUGCUGCUACUUGGUGGUAGACUGAAAUACUCUUUGAAUCUUAACUGAACUUUUGCACGUGCCACUUACUUGAUCAAGUACUGCUUCUAAUUAGCUGUGAGCUUGGGAAAGAACUUAUCUGGACCCGUUUCUUAAUCAGUAAAAUAAGGAGAAUGGGACUGUUGAUCUUUCAAGUUCCACUGCAGCUCUAAAAGUGUAAUGCUUUAGGCAUCCAUUAGAGCAAAACUUCCAAGCCACUUACCUUUCUACCAGAGUACUUUAUUUCUUAAGAAAACAGAGUCUUGAAGAAAUAUUUAACCUCUUGAGUGUUCCAUGAAUUCAUUAAUUCUAUUUUAUAUCUAAUUUAACUGGUUUUCUAAUUUUUUGAGAACUCAGUUACAAAAGCUUUUUUGAAAAGAAAAAAGAAAAAAGUAGUAAUCCAUUUUACUUCUCAGAUAAUUGUAAAUUGUGUCAUGAAGAGUCACAUAAUGAGGGGCAGGGUGUACAGUGUGUAGGUGUCUGGUCACCACUGCGAAACCACGUGUCUGCUGAAUUGUGCCUGCUGCCUUCAACACAGACACUGUGCUUGCUGAUCUAAGUUUACAAGAAAUAGAUCUCAGUUGCCUGCGAUGAUAAGUGAGUUCAUGCUGUAUACUCAUCCAGAAAAUGCCAAACUCAUGCUUCUACUCUCAGCUUAAAAGCCAGCCCCCACUCCCAAGGCUGGAUGCCCUUACCUGACCUGUCACAAGGUUGUUCAGUGCUUUGGCAAUCAAAGUAUGGUCUAUGGACCUGCAGAAUUGACAUCUCCUGGGAACUUCUUAGAAAUGCAGAAUUCCAGGCCCUACCCCAGACUUAAUCAUAAAUCUGCAUCUUAACAAGAUUCCCAGGUGAUUUGCUUGCAUAUGAAGUUUACAGGUACAGCUUUGGAAGAGUGAUUAGUAAAGUCAUAGCACUAAGCCUGAAAUGGAAAAUGGAUAUUAUCUGUUCCAUAGACUAGCGCAUGCCUUGUUCCCAGCUGGUGAAAUGGAAGUCUAAGAGGCCAGUAGCUUAACCAAUUAUGUUAUGCAUCUGACAUCAUUCCAUAUGUUGUUGUAAUAGUAGCUAGCUAUGCAGAGGGCAAGGAAAAAAAAUGGCUAUAAAAGGAAAUUAACUAUUACUCCUUCCCCCACCAUCAAAAAAAGGAGGGAAGAAGAGAAAGAAACAGGAGAUUUCCAGGGAGGAAAGAGACUAGAUUUAGCAAGAGGGUGAGACAGAAAAAUGCUGGAAGCAGUAGGAAAAAAAAGGAUGAAAUGGAUUGGUUGAGAAGGUUAGAGUUUUUGGAAAAGGGGAACAGGAACCAAGAAUGAAGAAGCAGUGAUUCUCAACCCUGGCUGCCCAUUAAAAUCGCCGGGGAAGCUUUUAAAAUAUACCAGUGCCUGGACCUUCAUUCGGAACAAUUAAAUACAAAUUUCUAGAGGUAGGGCCUGGGCAUCACUAUUUCCUAAAAUCUUCCUAGGUGAUUCCUAGCAGACAUCCAGGGUUGAUAAACACUGAUGUUAAGGAAGGGUGCCGUCAAUGAGCUAA